Molecule: messenger RNA, 1845 nt
Organism: Cheilinus undulatus (humphead wrasse)
Lineage: Eukaryota; Metazoa; Chordata; Actinopteri; Labriformes; Labridae
Gene: mafbb
Product: v-maf avian musculoaponeurotic fibrosarcoma oncogene homolog Bb
Exons: 1
Coding region: 275-1264 (329 amino acids)
Biological process (GO): regulation of transcription by RNA polymerase II
Cellular component (GO): nucleus
Molecular function (GO): RNA polymerase II cis-regulatory region sequence-specific DNA binding; DNA-binding transcription factor activity, RNA polymerase II-specific
Source: RefSeq, a predicted model, not a curated record
UCCUGAACAGACAGAGAGGUGCGUUUAGUCCUCUUGGCUCUGCCGGACUUUCAGAGUGCGGCUGCUGAAGCCCAACAGUCAGCGCGGUGCAGAACAACCAGCCCACAUAGACUUUGAUCAAGUGGGAGCUUUUUACGCACGCGUGUUUUUUCUCAGUGCUGAAGUCAAAGUUUGGAUUUUUUUUUUCCCAUCUGAACUCAGCACAUCUUCACUGACUGUAUGAAGUAGCUUUGGACAUUUGGACCCCGUGCAGUAACACAGCUUGUCACCUGAAAUGACCGCUGAGGCGCAUUCGCAUCUGGGACUGCAGAAAACCAACAUGGAUUUUGUGAGCGACUUUGACUUGAUGAAGUUCGGCGUCAAAAAGGAGACGAUGCACGGGAUAGAGCGCUCCUUCGUUGGACCAUGCAGCCAGCUCCAGCGACCAGACUCUGUCUCCUCCACUCCUGCCAGCACACCUUGCAACUCAGUGCCCUCUUCACCAAACCUCAAUCCAAACGAGCAGAGACAUAACCCCGGGAACGACCACUUCUGGGUACCAAACAACGGGGGUUACCCGCAGCAAAUGUACCACCAAGCUUUUGGUAUAACCCCCGAGGACGCAAUGGAGGCCUUAAUCGGCGCUACCGCGCAGCAGGGACACCCAACUGCGCCCCACGGCCACCAUGCGCCUCCUUUCCAAGCUGAAUACGACGGCUACGGACAUCUGGGUGAGCCCGUCCAGCACUACCCAGGACUCUCAGGCCACCCUGAUGUGCAAGGCAUCCCCGGCAGUCACUGCCAAGAGCCCUUCCUCAAAGAUGACCUGGGGAGCGCAUCCCCCCAGUCGCCGGAGGCCCAGCAGGUGAUCGGUGCGCACCACCACCUGCAGCAGCAGCAGCACAGCCGCCACGACCGGCGAUCCAACGCCGAGAGCCACUUCUCAGACGACCAGCUGGUGUCCAUGUCCGUCAGGGAGCUCAACCGGCUCCUCAGAGGCCUGAGCAAGGACGAGGUGAUGCGUCUGAAGCAGAAGCGACGGACCCUGAAAAACAGAGGUUACGCUCAGUCCUGUCGCUACAAGCGCGUGCAGCAGAAACACAUCUUGGAGCACGAAAAGACCAGCCUGGUGUCACAGGUCGAGCAGCUGAAACACGAACUCAGCAGACUAAUGCGGGAGAGAGAUGCAUACAAACUCAAAUGUGAGAAACUGUCCGGUGCAAACAGUUACCAUGAAACUGGCUCCACCAGUGACAACCCUUCCUCUCCUGAAUAUUUGAUGUGAGUUUUUAAUUUCCUGCAGGACUGAUCUUUUUUCAGAGAGAGAUAUUAAGUUGACAGCUCUGUAACUGAAGGAUGCACCAAGUCUAAUGAAUGAUGGACAAAAGGAUAUCACUCCAGUAAUUGUAAUAGAUAGAACUAAGCAAAAAAGUUAUGAAUGGAAAAUGAAGAUGAAGCAUGCAUGCAGGACAUGUAUGAGAUGUUUUUAUUAUAUCCAGGUAUAUCUGUAUUUUGUUUGACAGGAGAUACUUGAAAUCAGAGAAUACUCCCUUUUUUUAUUGAUGUACACUUUUAAUCCUCCUGCUUCAGUUACUGCUCCUUUUAUUUUGGUGAUUUUUGCUUCACUUAGUUUUUGUAGCUUCUGUUCAUGCUUCUUUACAUUUAAAACACACUGAAAAGAAUGAUGCUAUAAUUAUACUUCUUAUUUUUAUGAAGCUAAUUCUGCUGGACGGAUGUGUUCCUCAUUUAUUUUUGUUUUUAAGAUAAUAUAUAAUUAUGCAAAUUGUUUUUUUCCACUUUGUUUUUCAUUUACUAUUGAUCAAUAAACCCAUUGUGACUUUUUUAAAAUGGUGUCUUAUCAGCUGU